AUGGAUCUGGUUGGCAUAACCGAUGAAGUCACUAAGAUGAACGUACUGAAGGUGAAGGCCGGAUUCAAACUGUUGGAAGUUCUUGAGGGCACUCCCCCGCAAACGUCACCGGAUGAAAUAUUGCAGACAAAGGUACUAGCAGGAUGCCGAGAUCAGAAGUACUAUCUAGACGAUGUAAUAGUGCACGGUGCAACAAAAGAGGAACACGACGAAAACCUGAACGCUGUGCUCUGUCGGCUUCACGAACAUAAUGUGCGGAUCAAUAUGGACAAAACAAGUAAACGGGCGAUUACUCGGGCUGAGUCGUGGGUCUUAAGGCUACAAGCAUUUGAUUUCGUCGUAAAGCGUAUACCGGGUCAUCUAAACGUGACAGAUGCCCUAUCGCGUUUGAUAGCUCAAACUCGCCAAGACGAACCGUUUGAUGAAGAUGAUGAAAAGCACCUUCUAUAUCCGUUGGAUAGCGGACUGAUGAGUGUCACUUGGAAGGAUAUAGAGCAGACCUCGGAAAGUGACACAGAGCAUCUCGCAGUGAAAAUGUCCAUAGGAUCUCGGUGUUGGCCAGACAAUCUCCGAAGAUAUGAGGCCGAAUCGAAAUCUCUGCGUUUGUUAGGGUCAAUAAUUUUCAAGGAUGAUAAGAUUGUGCCUGCUACUGUUAUUCGUACAAAGGUAUUGACGACGGCUCAUCAAGGCCAUAUUGGAUGCGCGGCGAUGAAACUCUUUAUGAGAGAGUACUUUUGGUGGCCAAAUAUGAGUAAGGAUGUGGAGUUGUUUGUAAAGGGUAGCGCAACAUGUCUGGCUAUCUCGAGAAAGAAUCCACCAGUACCUCUAACGAAUCGCUCUUUGCCCGAUGGACCAUGGCAAUUGCUGCAAAUUGACUUUUUGUCCGUACCAGGUUGUGGAUCAGGGGAAUUUUUAGUCGUGGUCGAUACCUUUUCAAGGUAUAUCGCUGUGGAGAUGCAAAGUACUGAUGCAAAGAGUACUAACAUGGCACUCAAUCGAAUCUUUUUGACCUGGGGAUUGCUGUUGACCAUACAGAGCGACAAUGGCCCACCAUUUCAAAGCAGUGAGUUUAUCGAAAGAUGGGAAGAAAAGGGCGUGAAGGUCAACAAAUCGAUCCCUCUGAACCCGCAGUCCAACGGUGCCGUCGAACGUCAAAAUCAGGGGAUCAUUAAAGCCUUGGCUGGUGCCAAACAAGACGGUUGUAACUGGAAGGAUUCCCCACAAGCAUAUGUACAUGCACACAACACUAUCAAGCCACAUGCACGCCUUGGCAUUACGCCCUUCGAGUUAUUGGUGGGGUGGCGAUACCGUGACUUCUUUCCGAGUUUGUGGGAGUCGAAGCUAAUCAACGAAUUGGAUAGAUCUGAUGGGCGAGAUCAGGACGCGGUUGCGAAUUUGGUGAGUAAGAAAUACGCAGACCAUCGCCGAGGGGCAAACGAUUUUUUUCCACUGAACAGUACACAGUUCUAA
Messenger RNA from Ochlerotatus camptorhynchus, 1470 nucleotides. RefSeq lists its product as uncharacterized. NCBI's taxonomy places the organism in Eukaryota, Metazoa, Arthropoda, Insecta, Diptera, Culicidae. Gene Ontology annotation, biological process: DNA integration. The record is from RefSeq and is a predicted model, not a curated record. Gene Ontology annotation, molecular function: nucleic acid binding. The transcript has 3 exons. Bases 1 to 1470 code for a protein of 489 amino acids.